Emys orbicularis (European pond turtle) is the source of this 1560-nucleotide messenger RNA. It is a transcript of the gene PSMD11, whose product is annotated as proteasome 26S subunit, non-ATPase 11. The coding region runs from base 34 to 1302 and encodes 422 amino acids. Gene Ontology annotation, molecular function: structural molecule activity; protein binding. NCBI's taxonomy places the organism in Eukaryota, Metazoa, Chordata, Testudines, Emydidae. Gene Ontology annotation, cellular component: proteasome regulatory particle, lid subcomplex. Gene Ontology annotation, biological process: ubiquitin-dependent protein catabolic process. The transcript is spliced from 14 exons. The record is from RefSeq and is a predicted model, not a curated record.
UCGGCGUGAGGAGGGAGUGAGCGAGCGGCUAAGAUGGCGGCUGCGGCGGUGUUGGAGUUCCAGCGAGCCCAGUCCCUGCUCUCCACCGACCGCGAGGCCUCCAUAGGGAUCCUGCACUCCAUAGUGAAGCGCGAUGUUCAGGAAAAUGAUGAGGAGGCAGUGCAAGUUAAAGAGCAGAGCAUCCUGGAACUGGGGGCGCUUCUUGCUAAGACUGGACAGGCGGAAGAACUUGGAGGACUUCUGAAGUAUGUUCGACCCUUCUUGAAUUCCAUCAGCAAAGCAAAGGCAGCCCGUUUAGUCCGAUCUCUCCUUGAUCUGUUCCUCGAUAUGGAGGCAGCUACAGGACAGGAGGUCGACCUGUGCUUAGAGUGUAUUGAAUGGGCCAAAUCAGAGAAGAGGACUUUCCUACGCCAGGCUCUAGAGGCAAGGCUGGUGUCUUUAUACUUCGAUACAAAGAGAUACCAAGAGGCAUUGCAGCUAGGAUCUCAGCUCCUGCGGGAGUUGAAAAAGAUGGAUGACAAGGCUCUCUUGGUUGAAGUGCAGCUAUUAGAAAGCAAGACAUACCAUGCCCUGAGCAAUCUGCCAAAAGCAAGAGCAGCUUUAACCUCUGCACGAACUACAGCCAAUGCAAUCUACUGCCCACCCAAACUGCAGGCAGCACUGGACAUGCAGUCAGGUAUUAUCCACGCAGCAGAAGAAAAGGACUGGAAAACAGCCUACUCCUAUUUUUAUGAGGCGUUUGAGGGAUAUGAUUCAAUUGACAGCCCAAAAGCCAUCACUGCAUUGAAAUACAUGUUGCUGUGCAAAAUCAUGCUCAACACCCCAGAGGAUGUGCAGGCAUUAGUGAGUGGGAAGCUUGCUCUGCGGUAUGCAGGAAGACAGACAGAAGCUCUAAAGCGUGUGGCACAGGCCAGUAAGAAUCGAUCGCUGGCAGACUUUGAAAAGGCUCUGACCGAUUAUAAGGUGGAGCUCAGGGACGACCCCAUCAUCAACACUCAUUUGGCUAAACUCUAUGAUAACUUAUUGGAACAAAAUCUGAUCCGAGUCAUUGAACCCUUUUCUAGAGUACAGAUGGAACACAUAUCCAGCCUCAUCAAGCUCUCAAAGGCUGAUGUGGAAAGGAAACUGUCACAGAUGAUCCUGGACAAGAAAUUUCAUGGGAUCCUCGACCAAGGGGAGGGAGUCCUGAUUAUCUUUGACGAGCCGCCAGUAGACAAAACGUACGAAGCUGCUCUUGAGACUAUUCAGAAUAUGAGUAAAGUAGUGGAUUCACUCUACAACAAAGCCAAGAAGCUAACAUAGAGUUGACUUUGGUAGCUGUCAUUUGGAGAGUGUGUGUGACAGGAGAGUGAAACCUUUGGGAAAAUGCUAGGAGACUUUUUUCUUUGUUCUACUUUUCGCUCGGAAAGUUUUUAAACGUCCUCAUCCGGUGCAUCUUGUAUUCCAUACGAUGCGUGUUCCAGUUUCCAUGUAACGUUUACUGGCCAAACUUUGUAUCGGGGGGGAAAUAUUGUUUAAAAAAAAGAGGGAUUCUAAAUAAAAGGAAAAAGGCUUACACUA